UGCCUAGUUUCCCUAUCUGUGCCGUACUUAACGACCCUCCUGCCGACUAAUAAUGUAAUGCAGUAAUAAUAUUAGUCCAAAAUAAUGUGAAAUCUUUUGGGGGUAAGUUUUACUUGAGAAACCACCGCUGUUAUUAGCUCCCAGUUACAAUAUUACAGGCCAGUAUUUCAUUACAUAAUGCUACUAAAGCUACAUGUGAUGCUUUCCUAUGAGCUGGCAGUACUUCUUUAUUUCUGUUUCAGCUUCUGAAAGUGAUUGGUGCUAUACUGGCUGCGAGCACACCACGUCCGAGUGGAAACACAUCUCCGGCGCUUUCUGUGGAGAAGAAAGGCAGUCUCCGAUUGACAUAGCCACCGCGCAUGUUCAGACUGACCCUCAUCUGCUUGACUUUACUUUCAACAACUUCUCCUCUCAGCAAGUCAUCGAGUCCAUGACAAACAAUGGACAUACUGUGAAAUUCACAUUGGAAGACGGUAAAGUUGAAGUGAGUGGAGGUGGACUUGAUGGAACAUAUUCUACAAUUCAGUUUCACUUUCACUGGGGCGAUACAGAACAUCAUCCGGGCUCAGAGCACACGAUCGACGGGCACAGAUAUCCAAUGGAGAUGCACAUCGUGAGUCUGAAGAAAGGUCUCACUGUGCAGCAGGCCACAGAGAAUUCAGAGGGAAUUGCUGUUUUGGGUUUUUUCAUCAAUGCAACGGAAGACGGAGAUAUGUCGCAAACAUGGAGCGAGCUCACAUCCUACCUGACAAACGUCAAAGACACCGAGGUUAAAAUAAACCACACCUUCUCUAUCGAUGACCUGAUUAGAAAUGUAAACCUGACAAAGUACUAUCGAUACAUGGGCUCCCUCACCACCCCGAAGUGCAACGAAGCAGUCGUGUGGACGGUCUUUCAAGAGCCAAUCAACAUCAACAUAAAUCUGAUUCAACGGUUUCCCACGCAGGCAGGAUUCACCAAUGUUUAUCGACCUACACAACCUCUUAAUGGACGUCACGUGACUGCUUCCCCUGCAACUCCUUUACCACCCAGUAGUCAUUCAUGGUGCUAUGACGAUCACUGUGACUUCAGACCGUCUCACUGGCACCUUCUGCCUAACUCCCACUGUGACGGCAAACGCCAGUCACCCAUCGACAUUGAGACAAAAAACACUGUGACAGACAAGAAUCUCGGUGCUUUCACCUUUACAAAGUUUGACGACAAACAUGCCAUCAAGUACAUGGUUAACACAGGCCAUUCAGUGAAGUGUGUACUGAAGGCGGGUCUGGAUGUCUCAGGGGGAGGUUUGGGACACGUGUACUCCACCCUUCAAUUACACUUCCAUUGGGGCUCCGCAUUACAUGACACUGAAGGCUCCGAGCAUACGGUGGAUUUAAAGAGAUACCCAAUGGAGAUGCACAUAGUGAACAAGAGGAAGGAUUUAACUCUGGAUGACGCAGUACUUGCUCCUAAUGGUCUGGCAGUGCUGGGAUUCUUUAUUGAGGCUGUUCCAGGCAAAAUCAGCAGCCGUUCAGAAGCUACUGAGAACGAGACCACGUCUGAAAUGGAUGCCUGGACAAAACUGACCAACUACCUUUCAGCUGUUCAAAACAUCAGCUCAGAAGUUAACGUCACUGAAGAGAUCUCCAUUGAUGACUUGCUUGGCGAUUUGAACCUAGCUGCAUACUACCGCUACAACGGCUCCUUAACGACCCCUUCAUGUAAUGAAGCGGUGGUCUGGACAGUCUUUAAAGAGUCUGUCAAGGUGGACCAAAGCCUGAUGAUGAGGUUUCCGACUCAGGCAGGAUAUUACAACGUGUAUCGGCCUGCACAGUCUCUUCAUACCAGAACAGUCUUCACCACGGCAGCAGCAUCCAGUGCCCCUGUUUCCAUCCUACUGCUGCUGGCAUGUCUCAGCGCCUUGCAUUUCUGAGAAGGUUUGCUAAGUGGAACUGCUGUAAAGAAAUAUAUUGUAUUAAUCAAUGAAUCUUUGCAAUAUGUUUUAGCCAUAUACUUAAAUUCUGUUUCAUCAGUGAUUUAUAUACAUUUUUCAAUGAUAUAAUGUCGACACAAACAUCACCUCUCUAGAUUUGUUUCAACAUGGGGUUGGUACCACUUGAUCUAAUCACAUCAUCAUGUGCUUUCAAAAUGUAG
Molecule: messenger RNA, 2133 nt
Organism: Cottoperca gobio
Lineage: Eukaryota; Metazoa; Chordata; Actinopteri; Perciformes; Bovichtidae
Product: carbonic anhydrase 7-like
Exons: 15
Coding region: 209-1912 (567 amino acids)
Cellular component (GO): plasma membrane
Molecular function (GO): carbonate dehydratase activity; zinc ion binding
Source: RefSeq, a predicted model, not a curated record